AUGCCUUUCUCGCAUCUCGGGUUCUGCGUCCCUCACAGCAAGCUCAAUGAGACUCUUUCCUUUUACCUUGCUGCCCUAGCCCCUCUCGGGUAUAAGGAGCACAUGCGGCCUGUGGAAAAUGUCAUUGGGCUCGGGGUAUAUUAUCCAGACUUCUGGAUCACUGGUGUCAAACCGGAGUCUGAAGACGGGGGCGACAGAGACCAAGACGAACAAGAAAACCAGCGAAAACCCCUGCAUAUCGCAUUCAGUGCCAGCAGCCGCGAGCAGGUCCACGCGUUCUAUGAAGCGGCCAUAAAGGCCGGUGGCAAAUGCAACGGUCCGCCAGGCCUAAGGCCGCAAUACACACGGUUUUACUAUGGGGCUUUUGUGCUCGAUCCGAUGGGGAACAAUAUUGAAGCUGUGUGCAUGUGGCCGGGUUGGACGCAUUGGCGGUAUUGGCUCGGGAUGGGAGUUUUCGGUAAGCCGAGUCAGAGUCCCGCCGAAGGUCCUCAAGAAGAAAAUACUACAAGGGAUUCAACAGAAUAA
Molecule: messenger RNA, 525 nt
Organism: Ophidiomyces ophidiicola
Lineage: Eukaryota; Fungi; Ascomycota; Eurotiomycetes; Onygenales; Onygenaceae
Exons: 2
Coding region: 1-525 (174 amino acids)
Source: RefSeq, a predicted model, not a curated record